Peronospora matthiolae is the source of this 1182-nucleotide messenger RNA. The record is from the annotation of a GenBank genome assembly. Lineage: Eukaryota; Oomycota; Peronosporomycetes; Peronosporales; Peronosporaceae.
AUGCAACAGCUACUGGACCAACUCGAUGUGGUGACAGCCUUUCUCUACGGAGUGAUGAAGGAGAAGGUGUACUGCGUGAUACCAGAAGGCGUCGAGAUGGAUGGCGACUUCGACUGUCUCGAGUUGGUGAAGGCGAUCUACGGUCUCAAGCAAGCUUCACGUGUGUGGAACGAGACUUUCUACGAGUUCGUAUGCUUUAUCGGUUUCAAAGUGUCGGCGUUCGACCCAUGUCUCUACAUCAAGGUUGUCGACGGUCAUUGUGUGCUCGUGCUGGUCUACGUGGAUGACGUGUUGGUCACCGGCAGCUCGCUCGAGUUGAUUGCGCAGACGAAGGCCGACCUCAAGACGCGUUUCGAGAUGACCGACAGUGGCAAGUGUACUUUUGUACUGGGCAUCGAACUGGUGGAUGAAUCGGAUGGCAGCGUGACGAUGUGCCAGCGACGGUAUGUCAACGACAUCCUCAAGUGCUUCGGCAUGGAUGAGUGCAAGGCCACAGCAAGUCCGGUCGACUUGAGCACUCGGCUUGUCGCAAGCACCGAAGCGGCCAAGAUCGACGUUCCGUUUCGUGAAGCUGUGGGAGCUUUGAUGCACUUGACGACUGCGACGCGCCCGGACAUUGCGUAUGCUGUGGGGUACGUCUCGCGCUUCAUGGAGAAUCCGCAGCAAGAACAUUGGACGGCGGUGAAGCGCAUCUUUCGUUACUUGCAAGGGACCAAGUCGCACGGACUCCGCUUCCAGCCAAGCGACAAGAUCGACUUUCGUGGCUACUCGGACGCGGACUGGGCCGGCGACCACGCUGAUCGCAAGUCGACUUCGGGUUACACUUUCAUGCUGAUGGGUGCUCCUGUGAGUUGGGGAAGCAAGAAGCAGUCAAGAAGGCAAGUGGGUGUAUCGAUUGCUAUGCGAAAUUUGGCGGCCGCAAACGAACCAGGACCGGACCUCGUCAUCCGUGAAGACAACCAUUCGUGCAUCAAGAUGACGAAGAAUCCGGUGAAUCAUGGCCGCGCCAAGCACAUCGACAUCAAGUACCAUCACAUCCGUGAUGAGGUCAAGCGCGGUGAAGUGCAGCUCGAGUAUUGCGAGACUUCCGAGAUGAUGGCGGACAUCAUGACCAAGGGACUUUCGGGACCUCGCCAAAGGGACUUGACGACGGCUCUCGGCAUUCGUGCGAGUUCGGCUUGA